AUUUUAAUUCUAAUAAUGGCCACUUGCUUGAAGGCUGAUGUGCAGGAUUUUGAGAGCAUUUGGGGGUUGAUCCAGGAGUCUGGAGAUCAAACUGAUAGAUGGGUCAGCAAGGAAGACCUAAAAGUCCUUGCAUUUGGUGAGAAGGAUGAGCAACUGUGUGAUUAUUUUGUAGCAAAGAAUGAAGGAAGAGUUGUAGCUGUAGCGGCCAUCUUUUAUCUAUAUUCUACUUGGGUUGGUAAAGCAAUAUGUGCAGAUGAAUUUCUAACUAACUCAGGAGAAGAAGCACAAGAUGCAGUACUGAAAGAAUUAUUUAAAACAGUAUUGGAAAGAGACUGCCAUCGUCUGAGACUAACUUUAAAUAGAAGUGACACUGCAUUGCUUCAAAGGUAUGCAGAAUGGGGAGGGAAAAUAGAAACGGAGUGGCUAACAGUUAGACUGCCAAAGAAUGGUCUGGAUCAGUUUGCUAAAGAAGCUUCUAAACUAAAUAAACAUUAUCAUAUAAGACUUGCUACAAAGGAUGAUGUACAGAGUAUAUUGUAUCUCAUACAGUGUUUGGCUGAAUAUGAAAAUGACCCUAAUGCUGUACAAACUGAUGAAGAAAUAUUGAAGGAAGAUGGGUAUGGAAAGGAGUCAUACUAUCAAUGCUUUGUUGCUGAAACAGAUUUACUUGAUGAGAAAGUGGUACAAACAGGUACACUUUCUGCUAAAAUGAUACACAAUCCAAGAAUUAUUGGCUUUGCCCUGCAUCAUAUUAUGUAUUGUAAGAAAAAAGGAAAAGUAAUGCAUUUGGAAGAUCUCUUUGUCCGACAAGAGCACAGAAAGCGUGGAGUUGGAACAGAACUAAUGAGAGAAUGUGCCAAAGCUGGAGUUCUCUUAGGCUGUAAAGAAAUGGAUUGGCAAGUACUGGAUUGGAAUACGAAAGCAAUUCAACUUUAUGAGAGAUUAGGAGGAGUUUUGGACAAAAAAUCUAUUUUUGUACAAUUCAAGGAAGACUGCAUGAGAAAUAUCUUGCAGUGAAAAUAUCAAGUUACUUUAUUAGAAAA
Messenger RNA from Amphimedon queenslandica, 1043 nucleotides. RefSeq lists its product as uncharacterized. Lineage: Eukaryota; Metazoa; Porifera; Demospongiae; Haplosclerida; Niphatidae. Bases 16 to 1017 code for a protein of 333 amino acids. The record is from RefSeq and is a predicted model, not a curated record. Gene Ontology annotation, molecular function: N-acetyltransferase activity. The transcript is spliced from 11 exons.